GUCAGAGUCAGGUCAUUUUUGGCGCCGGCAACUCAUGAUUUGGGAUGGCCAUGCCAAGGAUAACAAGGAUCCUUGAUUGGGGAUGGCGCGCUUCGGGAGUCCGCAAUGGCCAGCGUCUCUCCAUCGCCGAAAUUUUGGAGAACGCAUCGCGUGGAGGAGAGGAGGUUUCAUUGCCAGCGCCCAUUGCCACCAACUACUGGGUCCAUCGCAAUUCCGGAGACGAAUCCAGCUCCGACGACAUCUUCACUUCCCAAUCGCACGCUCGUUUUCCGCGCAGGCCCCUCGCGGGCAAAAACCUCCAACCCUCCGCUCCUUCACCAACCUCACGCCGUUCCCAUCCACGCUCCUCCCAACAGCAACCAUGUCCCUCGUCAACCUCGCCCACGUCUGCUCCCACCUGCAAAACGCCUCCAAAGCCCGACUAGCCGUCACCUCGAUCCCCGUGUCCAAACUGCACGUGAAGCUCAUGCUGGGCCUGCAGCGCGAAGGCUUCCUCUCCAGCCUCACAUUGGGCGGUCCCACGCCGCCGAAACCGUUUCUCCUGCAGGCGCAACCCUCGCCCGAGCAUCUGGACAACAUGGCCGACCUGCUACGGGAGCAGCCGUGGUUAGCGUACCCCGUGGCGGAUAGGAAACAGCCGCGCGCAGUCCGGGCGCUGCUGCAAAUGCAAACGACGACGAACGGCGGAGCCGAUGAAGCAGCCGGCGAACCGGGAGCCGAAAGCACCACCACCAAGAUUUCCGCUUCACAACUCCCCUCGAUAAAUACCUCGUCCCCGCUCACCCGCCCCGGCGACGCCUCCGAAGUCCACGUGCCCCUCAACCCCGCGAAACGCCGCCUCUGGCUCGGCCUCAAGUACUACCAAAACGAGCCCGUCCUCAAGCACAUGAAACUCGUGAGCAAACCGACGCGCAGGAUAUGGCUGACGAGCGAGGAUCUGGGCAAGAUUACGCGGACGAGGGAGAGCGCGUUCGUGAAAGGGUUGACGCAUCCCGGCGAGUGCAUGUUUGUGACGACGGAUCGGGGGAUUCUGGAGGCGAGGGAGUGUGUGGAGAGAAGGAUCGGUGGGAUGGCGCUUUGUCGGGUUUGGUAAAAGAAGGAUUGGGAGGGGUGUGUGGGAUGAGAAAGGAUGUACUGUAUUUUCUCGCGGUUGCGGAUCCUUGUAUGACCAUUCGUUGGGGGAUUGAAGAAGGAUAUAGGGCGUUCGAUCCGCAAGCAUAUUGUGGGAAUAGAUGGAUCGCACGUGUUGUUGUGCGCGAAUUGUAUGCAUAUAGAGGCACGAGUCUCAUGUACCAGUACCAAUGCAAAGAAAUUAGCCCAAUUCAACUCUGUGCUCCCACAUACUCUGUGCUCCCUCAUCUUUGCCGUAUGUGCAAACCCCAGUCAAGACUCGAGUUCGCACUUCCCGCUAUGUUCCUUCGCCAUAGAUCCUUUCAUAUGUGACUCAUACAAAUCGUAACCUUUCUUUCUAGACCGUCUACCGGCUACUA
Westerdykella ornata is the source of this 1490-nucleotide messenger RNA. RefSeq lists its product as uncharacterized. Gene Ontology annotation, cellular component: mitochondrion; ribosome. Gene Ontology annotation, biological process: translation. The coding region runs from base 362 to 1093 and encodes 243 amino acids. The transcript has a single exon. The record is from RefSeq and is a predicted model, not a curated record. Lineage: Eukaryota; Fungi; Ascomycota; Dothideomycetes; Pleosporales; Sporormiaceae. Gene Ontology annotation, molecular function: structural constituent of ribosome.